Molecule: messenger RNA, 1110 nt
Organism: Protomyces lactucae-debilis
Lineage: Eukaryota; Fungi; Ascomycota; Taphrinomycetes; Taphrinales; Protomycetaceae
Exons: 1
Coding region: 67-975 (302 amino acids)
Source: RefSeq, a predicted model, not a curated record
CACAAAGUAACUCUCGAUCGCAAAGCUCGCGUAGCGGCGGGGAAGGCAGGAAAAUGCAUCAGAUCAAUGGUUGGAACGGUUGUUGUGACGAGUAAAGCUUCCCCCUUGCCCAAAAACCCUUGCACAAUGGCUUGUACUUGCGAGAUGGCUGUCACUAUCCCGCGUAUCCUUAUGCCCUUAGGCUCUGACUCCGAAGGAAAGCUUGAAGUUUCGCCGUGUAUUCCAAGGAAUAAGUGGCAAGACACAUUAGUACGGAUCCCACGUGGGCUAAGCUGCGAGCCAAAAGAUGUUGGAAAGAUCUUGGUCUCUGAAGUUGUCCCGAGAAAAUGGGAACUUCAGGUCAAGCGUAUCGAAGUCGCAAAUGAGAGGGAGACUUGCCUUCCACUUGUUCGCCCUGCCGAAGAGGAUAUGUGUAAGUGCAGCGAAAAGUCUCCUCUUCGCAGACCAAUUUGUCCAGCGCCGGUUUCAGUGAAUUCACUGAGGCAACCUUCAUCAAGCCAACAAUAUGAUGAUGGGCUCUGUCAGACCCAGCAGCAGUUCUUCGAAAACUCUGCGCUCAGUAUGAGUGACUGGACCGGGUUGCCAUAUGUACCUUAUGAGGCAUAUCCACCAGUAUGGCCGAUGGGGGAAUGUCCAGAGCUGUCACAGGCUGAAAUGGAAGCAUGUCGCAUGGUUUGGGAUUCUGAUGAUGCAGAUGGUCAGUCGACGGGGCAAAAUGGGCAUUCGGGGUCGGCUCAGCUGUCAUCUGCAGCUGGGCAAAAUGCACAUCAAUGGCAAGAGCCAUCAUCUGGACCAGGUGGACAACAGUGGGGAAACCGAGGCGGUACAAGUUCAGUAACACAGCCCUCAACAGAAGGACGUCAUCGUUUGACUGACGACGAAAUGGAGCAAUUGAAGCAGCAAACACACUGGCAAGACUCCUUAGGGACCGACAGAGACCCCUUCAAGGAGCAGUAUCUUUACGACUUCAUGUGAUGAAGGUCGGCUCACUAGACUGGCCUACGCGGCAUGCAUUGCCAUUCUUGCGACAAGCAGCCUUGACGCCUCAAUCAGAUUCUUUUUACCAACUCUUUAGUUUUGAUAUCCCAGUCGUAUUUUAUCCUUUAGAAC